GUCCGUUAUUCGCUAUAUUGGGAAAACUCGGAAGGGCUGAACCAUUUUUAUCCUAAGCUACAAUGUUGCUCGGGAGUAGCAGCAGCGCCAGCACUUUGCUAUGGGUGUUGGCUGCCGGUUUGAUCCUGUAUCGGUUCUAUAGGUUUCUGUUCGAUAAACCGCCCAAUUUCCCGAGUGGCCCACCGAGGCUUCCAUUUCUGGGAGGUUACGGUUUCAUGCUGAUGCUCAACUACUGGCAAAUGCACAAAGCUUCGGAAUGGCUGGAGAAGUUCUACCGGACCAAAAUCAUCGGUAUCUAUCUCGGCAGCUUCCUGUCGAUCAUUGUCAACGACUUCCACGUGGUUAAGGAGAUUAUGAACCGUACGGAAUUCGACGGAAGGCCAGAUUUGUUCUUGGCUCGGUUGAGAGAGCGUAACUUCCAGCGGCGGGGUAUUUUCUUCACCGAAGGUCCAGACUGGAAGGAGCAACGUCGUUUUGUGUUGAGAAAUUUGCGCGAUUUCGGGUUCGGUAGACGGUUUGAAGAUUUGGAAAUGGAAACACGCAGCGAAAUUGAAACGCUGCUCGAUGUGCUCCGGUAUGGGCCGAAAUAUGAGCAUGAAAAGGCGUUUGCUCGAAAGGAAGGCUCCGCCUUGUGUCCCGAUGUAUUCUAUGGAUGUUUGGCCAAUGUGUACUUUCAGGUGGUUUGCGGAGAACGAUUUUUACGAAAAGACAUGGCAGAUGUGUUUGAGACCGGGCGAUGGGCUAACGUGUUUCAAACAAAGGGUGACGAUUUCGGAACGGUUCUAAGCUAUCUGCCCUGGCUAAGAAAGCUGUUCCCAGAGGCCACCAACUAUCGUCCUCUGAGAGAAUCUAACGAUCGCAUGAAUGACUUACUCGAGAAGGUACUGACGAGGUAUCUUGCCUCCUACGAAGAAGGUCAUGUACGAUGCUUUUUGGAUCGCUACUUCUGUGAGCUGAAGAAAACGACACCACUGGACGGGCAAAAUUUCUCAUUUCAAUAUGAUCAAUUGCUUUUGAUAAUGUUGGAUUUCUUCCUACCCACUAUUUCUGGAACUGCUGAGCAGAUUUCGAUGUUGCUCCAGCGCUUAAUUUUGAAUCCAUCCGUGACCAAGAAAAUUCAAACUGAAAUAGACGAGGUGGUAGGUCACGGACGUCUUCCAAACCUGGACGACCGGUCGAAUUUACCAUAUACAGAAGCUGCGUUACGAGAAGGUCUACGGAUCGACACUCUUGUCCCGUCCGGCAUAUCUCAUGUUACACUUGAGGACACAAAACUCCGCGGCUACGACAUUCCUAAGGGAACGGUUGUUAUGCUUAGUUUGGAUUUGAUUCAUCAUCAGAAAGGAGUUUGGGACGAUCCUGAGGAGUUCCGACCAGAAAGAUUUUUAGAUGAACGAGGAAAGCUGUGUCUAGCGAAAGAUAUUUCCGUUGUAUUUGGAGCAGGCAAACGGUUGUGUGCUGGAGAGACAUUUGCUCGCAAUACCAUGUUUCUUAUGUUUGCGGCUCUGAUGCAAAACUUUAACAUUCUACAAAUGCCAGGGGAACCGCUACCUGAUUUAAACGCUAGGAAGUACGGUAUCAUCACUACAACGGUACCGUUUUGGCUCCAAUUUGAACAAAGAUAAUAUUACGGCGCCUCAAAACGUGCUUCAAAAAGCAUGUUUAUCGGGACAAAUAAAUGCACAGAUUAGAUUUGGUGAAGUAGAUUUCACUCACCUGAUAGUGAAAGACUUUUUGUUGUCCAGCUUAAUUAGUUGUUAGCACUUUUAUUCACUGAAAACAUUACCAGAAACUGUAAGCAAAUCGUUGUUAUUAUUUUACUGUUUUCAAACCACCGGCGGACGGCGAUCGACCAGAAAAAAACAUAAACAGAAAAAAAUAAAAAUCAAACCAAAGAGGGGUCAUCCUUAAAAGUCGAAAUGUUUAGAAUGAUUUCAAACAGUGGGCUGAAAACGAAAAAACAAUAUAUUGAUAGCUUCAGAGAAAUAUGAAAAAUAUCAUUACGUCGAAUGAAAUAAAUUCGAAAAUCUGAUACAUGCACGUAAAAUGAUAAUUUUUUGCAUUAUCAACCUACGAUUGAUAGAAAACUAAUUUUAAAAUGUUUUAAUGUAUAAUAUUAAAGACUUUCAAAAUGAGGAAUGGAGCGGUGGAAAAUUGUGUUUGUGUGUGCAUACACAGUAAAUUUUUGCCUCGAUUUCCAGCAAAAAAAAUUGCUGGAAACGUUCAGCAAUCCAAAAUUUUGCUGGAAACCAGCAAUCGGUUUUCCAAUUGCUGGAUUUUUCAGCAUUCGGUUGUAGUCUUGUCAUUUUUGCUGGAAAAUCAGCUAACGAUGUUCAAAUUGCUGGACUUUCCAGCAAUUGAUCUAGUUUGCUGGAAAAUCAGCAAUCGAGUUGUCAAAUUGGAGUCUGUUUGUUUCCGUACGCUGGAGCAAGGUGAGACUCUGUUUUACGAAUUUUGGUCGGAUUAAUAUAAUUAUUUUUAUUUUCCUCUAUAUUCUAGCAACCAGGCAUCAAGUCAAGGGUAAGUUUUUAUUGGACAGGUAGAUAUUCCAUAAAAGAUACUAAUCAAAAUUUUUUUUUUACAGGUGGCGGAUGAUCAACACCUUGGCACAAAGCUGCCACCCCAGAGUCGAUGAUAGAAAUUUGUAAAACAUUGUGUUUCUCGAGAUAAAUAAAUCCCUUAUGGAAAAAAUGGGAGAAAAUAA
This is a messenger RNA of Uranotaenia lowii, 2704 nucleotides long. RefSeq names its product probable cytochrome P450 304a1. Gene Ontology annotation, molecular function: oxidoreductase activity, acting on paired donors, with incorporation or reduction of molecular oxygen; heme binding; monooxygenase activity. The record is from RefSeq and is a predicted model, not a curated record. The coding region runs from base 63 to 1625 and encodes 520 amino acids. The transcript is spliced from 3 exons. NCBI's taxonomy places the organism in Eukaryota, Metazoa, Arthropoda, Insecta, Diptera, Culicidae.